Molecule: messenger RNA, 1963 nt
Organism: Bolinopsis microptera
Lineage: Eukaryota; Metazoa; Ctenophora; Tentaculata; Lobata; Bolinopsidae
Exons: 8
Coding region: 3-1388 (461 amino acids)
Source: RefSeq, a predicted model, not a curated record
AAAUGAUCAUUAGAACGCCAUGUAUCUCUUCACUAGUCUUCAUCGGACUGGUGAUAGUUCUGGUUCGCAGCGAAUUACUGCCCUCCCUGGAACUCAAACCCACCGGCUACGUUAACUUCAAGAACGAGACCAAGACCAAGACGGCUAGGAACUGCUUCUCCCUGUAUCUUCAGCUUGAUGAUGAGGUUCAGGACAAGCAGCAUAUCAUCAGUAUCAGAAGUGAGAGUAGGACUGAACAGUUUAUCAAGGUAUCACUGAUACAGAUGAGGCUGUCAGUGCUGGCUAACUUGAGACACCCUGCAGUCAGCCGGUGGUUCAUGGUCGGCAAGGAAUUCGUCCCUAACGAGGUGUACUACAUAAAGAUAGAUCAGAACGGCACAGAUAUCCACAUUACAAUAAACAAUGUGACUACUAGUGAGAGUUUGGAAAGUGUGGAGGAUUUCAUAUACCCUGCUGAGAUCGUCAUAGGAAAUGCCUCGCCAACCCGGGGAGUUAACGGCUCUAUAGCUGGUCUGGUGUACAACGGUGUGAGUACCCUGACCAGCUACCUGAGAAGAGAUGAUGACUUUAGGAAUGUGGCCGUUCAAAUGGGAGGCGAGGUAACCGUCAAGGAGAAGGACUGGAUUACUAUCGACGAAAGAAACAAGAAGUACUGUUCACACACGAACCACUUCCCCAAAAGUGAGGUCGGAACCGAGAUAACGCUGGAAAACUGCCAACAAAACAUCGCACGUGCUAUCUGCGGGGAAAACCAGAUCUGGCUGGUGGAGAAAUGUAACGAAGAUGGCAAAUCAGUGAAGGGCCGGUCAGAGGAGGAGGAAAACCCACAGCAGAAAUCGGAGAGAUUUCCUAAAAAGUAUCUUAUAAUUUACAUUGGAGCUGGCGCGUCAGCUAUACUCUUCAUUACUAUCAUCAUAAUAGCCGUGCUCGUUAAGCGCAGUAGGCGGAAUAAGGUACACCGAUACAAAAUGGCUAAGAAUGUGGACUACCGGGACGACUACAAUCCCGCCAACUUCCCAAACCGGUUAAACGGGAUCUCAACCCUCCCCGCACUCAAACACGACUCUCUGACCACCAAACCCCGGCCCAGCUCCAUGGAGAUCUCCUGUUCCACCCUGGACAACCCCGCCAGUGACAUCAUGGACAACAGAAUCCCGGUGUUUGCAGCCACCACUAACCCGCUCAGCAAGCCCGAGGACUUGUACCCAGUCUACCUGACCAGCGAGCCUAACCCUGAGCGAGACUCGGACAUUAUCAGCACUAUUCUGGGCGAGAGAGCCGAGAGGAACUAUACAAACCAAUUCAACAACGCUAGCCUCAUGCCCAACAGUUUGUUGAACUCCAACUCCGGGCUUAACUCUGAGAUGAGCAGUUGGCAGGACGUUUGAGAGGGAGAGAAGGGGGUGAGACACCCUGUUAUGUUCAGUUAACUUGUGAUAGUGUGUAGAGUUCUGAGGCGAAAGAACAAGCAGUAAAACAUUAUCAGAGAAAAUUGAUGUUUUGUGUUCAAGUUGCGUGUGAGACUGGAUUGAGGCAAUGCCGAGUUGCUGACAAGUAGAGAAUGAUGAUUCAGCUCUAUGAUAAAAUCAGAGGACUCUUUCAGAACGUUAAUGUUGAGACCCAAUAUGAAUGAUUGGGACAUUGUCUAUUAGCGAGACCAGUGUAUGAAGAAUAAUUUAUUAUGUGCACACUAACAGAGCUGUCUUCAUAACUAUAGGUAUAUUCCUAAGACCCACUGGUUAUGAAAUACCAAAAUAAUAAAGCUGUUGAGAAUUAACUUGUAGUGAUGAUCACUGUACAACUAUAAUCUGUAAUUAAUUUCAUGGCUUUUGCUCUCUUGCUUUCGGUUUGAACUCAUUUAGAAGGGCUUUUCUUUUAAAUGCCAUUGCAUAAUGCAUAUAUCAUCUUUAUUCAAAUUCCAAUUUUUAUACUUCAGAUUGUAACAAUUUCUGUGUUUAGCUGC